Messenger RNA from Gymnodraco acuticeps, 2387 nucleotides. Its product is annotated as alpha-mannosidase 2-like. The record is from RefSeq and is a predicted model, not a curated record. Gene Ontology annotation, molecular function: alpha-mannosidase activity; carbohydrate binding. Lineage: Eukaryota; Metazoa; Chordata; Actinopteri; Perciformes; Bathydraconidae. Gene Ontology annotation, cellular component: Golgi membrane. Gene Ontology annotation, biological process: N-glycan processing; protein deglycosylation; mannose metabolic process.
CCAAUCAAAGCACAGUGGGCUCACAGGGGGGGAGGAGGAGCUCCAACAAGCCGUGCAGGACAGAGAGUGAAUACACAGACUCUACAGAGAUGCUGUGAGAAACCAAUGAGUUACUAUGUAUUGAUCUGUUACAGCAUUUAGGAGGUUAAUAAAGUUUGAACAAUAAAAUAAACAGCAGAUAUAUAUUUAUCUAUAUCUGCUGUUUAUUUUAUAUAUAUAUUUAUAUAUCUACAGUAGAAAACACACAUCAUAAAGAAUAUAAAAUAUCCUGCAUUUACUACAGAAAGCAGCAGAAAUAUACAUUUAUAUAUUUGUAUAUUAAUUAUAUAUAUAUAUUAACAUUUAGACAUUCUUUCAGUAAUUGAGUAUUUAAACGAUAGAAGUACUUUUCCUGAAGUGAUCUGAGUACUUUUUAAAGUACAUUUAAUGGGAUUUAAGGACCUCCUCCUAAAGACGUCAUUUCCUGGCCGGAAGUGUCGGCAGCGCUGAGUCAGCUGAACCAAACCGGAAGCAAAACAAACAGCAGAGCUCGUGCACAAACGCUCCGACAGACUUCAACGUUUUUAAUUAUAUUAACUUUAAUAAUUAAGAACUUUUUUUAUUUGAGUUUCUUCCCGCGGGAAUUUGCGUCAUCGCACUGGACGAACAGCACGGGACACUCUGCAGCAGCAACGCGGAAGUGAGAUGAAGAGGAAGCGGCUGCUCGCGCUCUUUGUGGGCGGAGUCUUCAUCGCCGCCGUGAUGUCACUGCAUCGCAUGCUGGAGCAGGAGGCGAAGCCUCAGCAGGAAGCACCUGCAGGACAGGGGGACCAGGAUUUGUCCCGCCUCGCUCAGAAGAUUGACAGGUUGGAGCGUCUCCUUAGCGACAACAACCGUCUGGUUGCUACGCUACGAGACUCUCUGCUACACCCUAAAGGGGACAAUAGAGGAGGAGCCAAUGUAAGCUCCGCCCACAGCCCAGCUGACUCGCUGCCUGGCUGUCGAUUGGCCGACGAGACAAAGGGUGGAGCCGACGAAGUGCAGCUGCUGGAUGUUUACGAUCGGCUCCCGUUCGAUAACCCUCCCGGCGGCGUCUGGAAACAAGGCUUUGAUAUCCGUUACCAAGGAGACGAGUGGGACGAGACGCCGCUGGAGGUGAUCCUGGUGCCGCACUCUCACAACGACCCCGGCUGGCUGAAGACGUUUGAUAAUUAUUAUCACGACCAGACGAAACACAUCCUCAACAAUAUGCUGACCAAACUGUCUGAGGACAGCAGGAGGAAGAUGAUCUGGGCAGAGAUCAGUUAUUUCUCUAAAUGGUGGGAAGAGCUCGACCAGAAGAAGAGAGACACGGUCAAACGCCUGCUGGCGGGGGGGCAGCUGGAGAUAGUGACGGGUGGCUGGGUGAUGGCCGACGAGGCAAACUCUCAUUAUUACGCUUUGUUGGAUCAGCUGAUAGAAGGACAUCAGUGGAUACAGACACACCUGGGUGUGAAGCCGAGCAGUGGUUGGGCGAUCGACCCGUUUGGCCACUCCCCCUCCAUGGCCUACCUGCUGAAGGGGGCGGGGCUUAGCAACAUGGUCAUCCAGCGCGUUCACUACGCUGUGAAGAAGGAGUUCGCCCGGCAAAAGACUCUGGAGUUCAAGUGGAGGCAGAGCUGGGACUCCUCCCCCCUCGGUGACAUCACGUGUCACAUGAUGCCCUUCUACAGUUACGAUGUCCCUCACACCUGCGGUCCCGACCCAGCCGUCUGCUGUCAGUUUGACUUUCACCGGCUGCCGGGGGGGCGGGUCUUCUGUCCCUGGAGGGUCCCCCCUCAGCCAAUCACAGAGCAGAACGUCCACGAGAGAGCCCUCCUGCUAUUGGACCAGUACCGCAGGAAGUCCCGCCUCUUCCGCUCUCCGGUGCUUUUCGUUCCGCUCGGAGAUGAUUUCCGCUUUGUGGAGUCGAGCGAGUGGGACGCUCAGUUCAGAAACUACCAGAAGCUGUUCGACUUCUUCCAGACGCACCCCGAGCUGCACGUCAGCGCUCGUUUUGGGACUCUCUCAGAUUACUUCCAGGCUCUCCAGAAGGUGUUACCGGUCUCGUCUCUGCCGACGGUCCGCGGAGACUUCUUCACGUACGCCGACCGAGACGACCACUACUGGAGCGGAUACUUCACGUCCAGACCGUUCUACAAGAGGCUGGACCGCACGCUGGAGGCCACGCUACGAGCGACGGAGAUCCUGUACAGCCUGACUCUGGCUGCGAUGCGUUCCCAUGGCGACGGUCGCCUGGCGACAGGGUUCCCGGCGCAGGAUCACUUUCUACUUCUGACGGCUGGGAGGCGGGGCUUAGCGCUGUUCCAGCAUCACGACGCUGUCACCGGCACCGCCAGAGACCCCGUCGUCAUGGACUACGGAAACAG